Messenger RNA from Apis florea (little honeybee), 2363 nucleotides. Its product is annotated as cytoplasmic dynein 2 light intermediate chain 1. Lineage: Eukaryota; Metazoa; Arthropoda; Insecta; Hymenoptera; Apidae. Gene Ontology annotation, molecular function: dynein heavy chain binding. Gene Ontology annotation, cellular component: axoneme; cytoplasmic dynein complex; ciliary basal body. The record is from RefSeq and is a predicted model, not a curated record. Gene Ontology annotation, biological process: intraciliary transport involved in cilium assembly; intraciliary retrograde transport.
AUUUGAAAAUAAUAUAAUUUGAAUUAAAAUUUUUGAAUCUUAUUUACAAUUUACAUACGAAUUUUUAUAAAUUGAGUUUUUUGCGUAGCUAUAACAACGAAUAUCAAAACAUGUUCAUAACCUAUACUCAAAUAGGAGAUACAAAAUAUAUAAACUACUGUGCAUUUAUUAUAACAAUAAUUGUGUAUAAAUUUUGGAUUAAAAACAAAUGGCAGAUCAAAAUUCAAGAAGAGCAACGACGUAAAACUAAUCCUAACGAAACACACGAACGCUCAAUUAUCAUUGUUGGUAGCAAAAGAGUCGGUAAAACUACAAUUAUACAUCGAUUUCUUGAAAAAGAUGAAACCCCUAAACCAACUAUCGCAAUGGAUUAUUCUUUUGGGCGUAAGGCUGGAAAAAGUUUAAUAAAAAAUAUCGUGCAUGUUUGGGAAGUAGGACAUUUAACUUCUUCGUUAGUAUCAGCAGCAAUGACAGGUUCAUCUUUGACUCAUUUUCCUCAUCAUGUUACGAUAUUGGUUAUGCUGGAUUUAUCGCAACCAGAAAUUUUAUGGACCACAUUUGAAGAAGCUCUCUCAGUAGUGCGUAAUGCAAUGAAAAUGAGUUAUGACGAUAAAAUAAUUCAGGAUCUUAAAAAACAGCGUAUUAAAGAGCGAAAAAAAAUUAUGGAAAGAGAAAUCGAUCCAUUUCCAAUGAGACUUUGUUUUAUAGGUGGAAAAUAUGAUCAAUUUAAGGAUUUAGAUUUGGAUAAAAUAGAGUUAGUCGGUAAAACCUUAAGAGCUGUAGCACAUAUUUUAGGAGCAAGUCUCUAUUAUCAUUCUGCAAAAGAUAAGUCUUUAUUACGAAGAACUAAAGAUUUGUUAUCUUAUUAUGGAUUUGGUACACAAUUUUCUGAUAUCAAGUGUACUGAUUUCGAAAAACCAUUAGCAAUAUCUGCCGGUACAGACUCCUUCUCGUCGAUCGAUUUGCAAUUUCCUCAAACCAGACCUUCGGCUAUCUUAGAUACCAUCAAACAGAUUUAUGUUACUCAUAUACCACAAGAGUCAAGAAGCAACGAAAUUAUCUUGGAGGAUCCAAGUAACGAUCCCAACUUUAAUGAACCGAUCAUCGACAGAUUACGAACUCAGAGAGAAGAGGAAAUAAAUAUUCUUCUUCAAGAUAUGUUAGAAGGUCGAAUACCUCAAAUUCCUAUUCCGGAUCCAUCAUAGAAUUAGAUAAUAAUUGUUCGUUGCCUGGAUUUAAUAUUAUACAUAUUUCCAUUUGAAAAUGAAUAACAAUAAGAUCAUAAUAAUUUAUACAUAGAUUACAAAGUUAAUCCAUUCUAUAUUAUAAAUUAUUUUUUUUUUAAAUUAAUAUUGAUAAAAUACGUAAGACAAUUCAAAAUGGAUUAAACUUAGAAUAAUUAUAUUUGAACUAAUAUACUAUAAAUAUGUAUAGCAAAUACAAUAAAAUAAUUCUUACUAUUAUAUUCAAAUCUUCACAGACAUGGCGGAUAUUGCGAAUCUUAUCUUGAUAUUACAUUUUCAGACAGUUUUAUUUCAUUGAAAUUCGCAUUCAUCGAAGUAAAACGAAUAAUUUAUCUCGAAAUCAAUCAUUUAAAUACGAUGUCCAUUCUCCGUAGAGAUGAAAUUACGUGUUUUCGUGUCAUCGCGCACGCGUCUAUUCAUUCGCCCUUUCCCAACAGUGGCUCACCGUGAAAUCGAAGGGUGUACAGGGAGAGCGGGAGUAAAGUGGAAGGGUGGGGAAGGUGUCGUCGCACGUCUCCUGAUUCCUAACGGCAGUAGAAUAGUGCGCUGAUAAGAGCAGCGGCAGCGAACGGUGACGCGUGCGCGUUACGGUGCGAUGCGCAUGCGCAUCGAGGUACACGGGUCGCUCCCGAUACGCGGAUAGUCGGAGUCGAGCGUUUACGAAAACGGGAUCCGACUGGGGGGGUUUUCGCUUCGUCGCGGGCCUCUCGCUUUCUGGCCUCGGUUUUCUCAGUGAAAAUGCCGCUGUGAUAGAGGCACGCGUGCCGUGUGCUCUGUCCGGGCUUGUCGCGCCCCUGCAAAGAGCCAACAGUCAACUGUCCACGCGAAUUUUUACUGCGUUACUGAUUCCACUGAUUCACGGCUGUUAUCUUUUCGGCGCUCUUGUCAUCUCCCUCCCUCAGUAUCUUUUCUGUCUUUCUUCUUUGUUUAUUUUCUUCCUCUUUCCAUACCGUGCCCUCUAUCCUUCGCGCGUUUUUUUUUUUCUAUCUUGUCAUCGUAGAUCAGUUGUUCUGUACUUAUCCCCUCUGUCACAAACGAUACCGUAUAUCGCAAAAUUUAACAGUGGGAAAUCGUGUCAUUGUAGAAGUGCCGCGAGUUUCGUAAUCGUCUACCAACGAA